AUGGGCACGCAAAGCACCGGGUGCCAUGGGAAUGAGACUUUGAGGACCCCGAACCCGCAUACAUCUGACUUUGCCAAGCUUGCCAAGCACGUCCGGCAAGACUUGCAACAGCAAGCAAUGUUUGAAGAGAGGAGGUCGAGCCGAAUCGUCGCAGAUCGCCCGCUCGUUGAUGUCAUGUUGCCUUUGUUCCUGAGUCUGAAGGAAAGGGGAUCGUCGAUGCCACCCCGACCCUCACUCGGCCGUCCCAUCGAGCUGAUCGUGAGGCUAUUCGCACUAGUGUCGCCGAAACGUCAGUAA
Messenger RNA from Colletotrichum orchidophilum, 297 nucleotides. RefSeq lists its product as uncharacterized. The coding region runs from base 1 to 297 and encodes 98 amino acids. NCBI's taxonomy places the organism in Eukaryota, Fungi, Ascomycota, Sordariomycetes, Glomerellales, Glomerellaceae. The transcript has a single exon. The record is from RefSeq and is a predicted model, not a curated record.